Molecule: messenger RNA, 3075 nt
Organism: Mytilus californianus (California mussel)
Lineage: Eukaryota; Metazoa; Mollusca; Bivalvia; Mytilida; Mytilidae
Product: zinc finger and BTB domain-containing protein 17-like
Exons: 5
Coding region: 136-2169 (677 amino acids)
Biological process (GO): regulation of transcription by RNA polymerase II
Molecular function (GO): protein binding; DNA-binding transcription factor activity, RNA polymerase II-specific; RNA polymerase II cis-regulatory region sequence-specific DNA binding
Source: RefSeq, a predicted model, not a curated record
AAGAGGCUAAAAAUUAAAUUUGCGGGCAGGUUAUCGUACUCAAUGUUAGUCAACAAAAGAAGAAGCCUGUUGUUACAUUUGAACUAGUUGUCACUUAAACAUUUUUCUACAAGAAGUUUCAGAAAAAAAUAAAAGAUGAAUUACCAGAAGGUAUAUAUGAAUCACAUACAUUCAAGUUCUCUGCUAUGUCAAUUAGCACAGAUGUGGAGAAGUCAGUUACUGUGUGAUGCAUUGAUUUGUACAGGAAAUGUUGUUACAAAGGCACACAGAGUUGUGCUUUUGGCAGCUUGUCCCAUGUUGCAAUCAAUGGAAAAUGCAUCAAUUGGAACCGAGUUGGAGGUUCGUCUAGCUGCUGAUAUUAAACAGGAUGCUGUAACCACAUUCUUGCAAUAUUUGUAUGAGGGAUUUAUGUUACUUACUGAAGAAAAUGUGAAACAUGUAGAAAAAGUAGCAAGGUUGCUUCAAGUAGACAGUGUGAUCAAAUGUUGCUCAGACUUCUUCAAAUGUCUUGAAAAAUCCACAGGAAAACAACACAAUGCUAAUUAUAAAUUUGACAAAUAUGACUUGCUUGAAUUCCGUCAUGUGCGAGCGACUGGCUUACAAAAAACUUAUCAUGAUAGACUAAUGAAAAGGAUGUCAGAAGCUCCCCGCCCAUCUAGUCCCACCGGAGGGAAACGUCAAAGAUUACAUCCUCGUCCUUCCUCCCCACCAACUGACUUCAUGUCACAAAGAGCUGAUGAUGCUGCAUCAAUGACACAAAGUUAUAUGACAGGAAAUCCUUCUGGAGCAGGAAGUGUACGAUCAGGUGCUUCAAGUCAGUCAAGCAGGUCAGGUUCACCGUCAGUUGUAGAAAUAAUAGAGGACAGUUUAGAAUUAAUUCAAAGAGAAAAGUCUGGCCCUGGGCAACCAGAACCAUCACGAUUAGCCCAGCAAAAGACAUCAAUUUCUGUAGCAUCACACAUUUCAAAUACUAAAGACACUCGUGUGAUAAAUAUUGCGGAUGACAGCGGUGGGGGAAGGACCCGUGUAACAGACUCUUUUAGUGAUCGUGUUCAAAAUAUUCCAAGUUCACCACAGCAAUCAUCACAACCUCAAAUGCCAGUCUCGCCAAAGAUAUCAUUCCGAGAUACUCAUCCUCCUCAGAACAUUCAACAUCCAUCACCUACAUCAUUCAUCCAACGUACACCAAAUCAAAUGAGCUUUACCUCACAACCACCUCCUCCUCCAUUACAGCAAGCUGGAACAUUAAACAUUGCUCCAUUAUCUCAAACAUUCUCACAGGAUCGUUUCCAGCAACGUCCACAGGAACAACAGUCUAGUCAGUCUCGUCCACCACCAAUGUCCACUGACAUGUUUAUGGAAAGUGUUAAAACGUCACAAAGUUUCAUUACAAGUACUCCCCAACAACGAACUCAUCCAUCAUAUCCUCCCAUAUCUGGUGCUAAACCGUCAUUUGCUAUUGGAAGUGCUGCACAAGCUGGUGCACCUCCACAAAGUCCAUCAUUCCAAAGUCAAUCAACUAGUCAGCAACAAGAAUCCACUGGAAUGGCGGACAAGGGUGAAAAACGGGAGGGAGAAAGCUCAAGGCCACCAGAAGGUCAUGAUCCAGGUCCAGAAGGAAAUGAUGAUACUCCGGACUUGGCAAUAGUGAAAAUAGAAAAAGUGGGCGAGGAUGAAACAGGUGGACUUUUGUUACAAGUAGAUAGUGGGCAAGGUGAUGCCGCUCACCGGCAUGGACAAUUAAGUAUGGAGGAGGAACAGGAGUAUGAUGAAAGUGACCUAACAGGCGAUUGGUCACAGGAAGAUAUAUCAAACGAAGGCAGCUUUCAAUCAUCGCAUAUGGACGAUCCAACAGGAGCUAUGUACAUGGGGCCAACAUCAGGAGUCCCUAGAUUUUGGUUACAUGAUGAUGGGAAAGAGAGAAAUGAAAAAUGUAAGGAUUGCCAUCGCCGCUUUGCAUCUAAAUCAGGCUUAUACAAACACAGGAAGUUGUUCCAUAGUAAUGCUCGAUUGAUAGAAUGUGAAAUAUGUGGUAAAAGGUUUGGAUUUCUGAGUUAUUACAAAGCUCACUUGUUUACCCAUACAGAAAAUCGCCCUUAUAAAUGUGAGGUGUGUGGCAAAAAAUAUAAACACAUGGAGGCAUUUUCAAGGCACAAGUGUGUGGAUUAGUUUAGUGAAAGCGCAACUGUUAUUGUUGAAUAGAUGAGCUUAAAGGUAUCGUUUGUGAUAUGGAACAUAUUGGAAAAAAAACUAAUUUAAUAGAAAAAAAUUAUGUAUUGAGUGUAUAAAUCUUAUUUAUGCUUUUAAAUAUUUCUUAAAAUUGUAUAUAAUUACAAAAGUAUUUUUAUGCAGAAUCAAUCUUUUUUCUACAGUGUUCUAUUUUUGUUAUUUCCUUGAAAAUAUAUUUUGUAUCCUAUUUAAUUUGUGAAUAGAAGUUGAAUGGACUGUUUAAUUGACAAUUUAAUUGAUGAAGUGUUUUAAAAAUGAAAAAUUCUUUGCAUUCUCAGGAGUUUCUCAUUAGCCAACAAUGUAAAUUAUAAUUUUUGGUUGCUUUGAUGUUUAAUCUAUUAAAAUGAAAAAAAGUUUAAAAGACCUACAACAUUUUGAUUAACUUGAAUUAAGGGAAUUAUUGGCUGUCAUAAACAAAAAUUCUUGAUUCUCAUCAAAUUGAUAUUCUUUUCCAAUUUUGUUAAAAUGCAAGCAUACAAAAUAUAAUGAAAAUAGACUUAUAUAUGUAUCUUGGAAUAUACUAUGAUAUGUAAAAUCUUGUUAUGGUUGGCUGCUUAUGUAGAAUGUGAUAUUGUUAGAAUUGGUUCAUAUUUUAUUGAUGACAAUACUUUGAAAUUUUUUAUAGUUUGAUAUUUGAUUUGUUCAAUUCCUUACCCAAAACAUUGUACAUAGAGGACCAAAUAACCAUCAUAUUUGACUCAAUUUGAAUAAGUGUAUAGAAAAGCAUAUAUUUCAUUUUACUUGAAAGAAACAUUUCUUGGAAAAAUUUAUAGAGAUAGGACAUGCAUUGGUUAUGCUGUUAUUUUGUACUUUGCAUAUAGAAUAAUAAAUAUAAAUAUAAAUACA